AUGAAUAGAGGUGAGAUGACAGAGGAAAUGAAGUUCCGGGCUGAGGUACAUGUUACAUGUUUUAAAGUUUGCUUUUCGUUCUUAAAAGUGUCUGUAAUUUCCACAUUUUUACUACAGCUGUAUGUUAUUACGUUGUAUUACAUCAGUGGCAAAGGACGCCUUGUCCAACACCUAGAUCAGUAGAUUUUUUGCACCCAUUAGCAUGAUACACUUUAAUCAAUAUGAUACAUGUAAAAUCAGUUUAUUUUUAUUACUGCCUUCAAAGGCCAUUGUUGGUUACAGAAAAAAAUAACAUAAUUUUUUGUGUUUUUUUCUUUCAGCUUAAGAAAGUUGUGACUGUAGGUGAAGGAGAACAUCCAUUGCAAUGUCCGCAUGCAUUUUGGUUUUCACGAAGACCUCAAGGCAAGCCUUAG
Molecule: messenger RNA, 413 nt
Organism: Porites lobata
Lineage: Eukaryota; Metazoa; Cnidaria; Anthozoa; Scleractinia; Poritidae
Source: the annotation of a GenBank genome assembly